This is a messenger RNA of Pelodiscus sinensis (Chinese soft-shelled turtle), 348 nucleotides long. The record is from RefSeq and is a predicted model, not a curated record. Lineage: Eukaryota; Metazoa; Chordata; Testudines; Trionychidae.
AUCAUUUCAUCCUAUACGGAAUUCUCACUCUGCUGCCAGAUGAUGGGCUACCAGGAUGAAUGGAUGAAAUACGAGCUAAUGGCCAUCCAGCGUAGCUCUCACCUCCAGGUUAUCGGAGGCGGGCUAUUAACAACAGUUAAAUUAGCACAGUCAUUGGCCUAUAUGAAGCUCUGUUUGGGAAACCUGCCCCUGUCUAUUCAGUUAGGCUAUCGAGCCCAUGAGAUGUGUGUGCAUCUGAAGAAACCCAAGCUGGACUGCCUGGUUCUCUGCAUGCUCUUCGAAGCUCUCUUUCUGAGCAUCAGGUAUGGUGCAAAUCGAUCUUCCCUUGUGGAUGGGCUAAGGAGAACA